Molecule: messenger RNA, 2940 nt
Organism: Pistacia vera
Lineage: Eukaryota; Viridiplantae; Streptophyta; Magnoliopsida; Sapindales; Anacardiaceae
Product: ankyrin repeat-containing protein At5g02620-like
Molecular function (GO): protein binding
Source: RefSeq, a predicted model, not a curated record
CUACGUUCAACACUGUAAACUCUCUCAGCAGCAUCCAUGCUCAUUUACUUUACUCAGAACAUCAGCAGAGAAUAGUUUUGCAUACAUUUCAUCAUCUACUGCUUUCACCAAGAAUUCAUUUCCAGUCAUCUGUUUUAACUUUAAAUUUUGUUGGUUAAGCUGUAUUCACAUUUGUGAUUUCAAGCUUUGCGUCUGAGCUGAGAACUAACAACUAAAGGUAAUUAACAAACCCAGAACUAUUCAAUUACAGAGUCUACUUUGUCUACUGGGUUAGUUAUCUCAAACUACUGAACUUAAACAUAUAUAUGUAGAAAACUAAAUUAGUUUAUUAUUAAGUAUAAAUACAUGCAUACAGUUUACGGCAGAAUCCAUCUUGUUUAUGUAUUUUAUACUUCUUUUAAUCCAUUUGCUAUUACGUCCUGAUGCAAUUUUCAUCAAACCCAUUAUUGAAUCAAACGAAUUUCAAUUUUGAUUCCUGUCAAACAUCACAGCAAUCGGGUUUCCGUUACCAUUUGAUCUAUUGAUGAAGACUUCAGAGUUUUACUAAUUUCAACGACUUUGUUCCUAAAAUUGACAAGUACGAUUCUUCAAAUUACGAAUAGUAGAAGAAAUUAUUGUAGGAUUUGUCAACAAUUCCACAGAUCUUGCUAUACUGUAUACUCUCUUACUUUGGUUUUGGCACUUUCUCUACUAGUUGAAGGGAAUGAUGAUGAACAACCUUAAUUCGUCACGAUCCAAAAAGGGUCUUUCCAUUCAAACAUGUUUUCCAGAAAUCAAAUCUGUUGUACACUCUACCCAAUCUUUGUGGGAGCAAAAUACAAGCGUAGCUUUACGCUCUGAUGUUGGCAUAACAAUGAAUUAUGGUUUUGGCCAAAUCGCUUCCAAUGAUGUUGCACAAAUAAAUCCAGAAGCCAUAGGUUACUAUGUAAGUUUUCCACAAGAAGCAGUGUCUCAGUCACGGACAACUUCUGGGGAGGUAGAAAGGAAUCGCUUUACUACUUAUGUUUCCUUGCAUCUCGCGGCGCUUAAAGGUGACUGGGAAUAUGCAAAAGCAUUUUUUAUGUUGAAUCCACAAGCAGUGUCUGCUAGGAUAACUAGGAAUCAGGAAACUGCCUUUCACAUUGCUGCCGGAGCUAGGCAUACUAUAUUUGUUCAGGAGCUUGUGAAUAUUAUGACACCUGAUGGCCUGGCACUACAAAAUAAGGUUGGGAACACAUCUUUGUGUUUUGCUGCUGCAUCUGGAAUCAAAAGAAUUGCAGAAGUGAUGGUUAGUAAGAACAAGUUGCCAUCAAUCCGAGGUAGUGAGGGAGCAACACCAUUGUGUAUGGCUGCCUUGUUAGGUCAUAGAGAAAUGGUCUGGUAUCUUUACUCUGUUACCAAGGACACUGAUCUAAAAGAUGAAGAUCGAAUCGAACUUCUUGUUGCUGUCAUCAAUACUGGCCUUUAUGAUGUGGCAUUACACUUAAUUCAUCAUCAUCCUGAAUUAGCUAUAGCUCGGGAUGGAAAUGGAGAGACAGCUCUUCAUGUAUUGGCAAGAAAACCUUUGGAAUUUGUAAGUGGGAGUCAACUUGGAAUUUGGCAGAGGUGCAUCUACUCAUUGCCAGGUAUAAGAGCAAUCCUUAACAGAAAGCUAACACAUCUCCAAGCUCUUGAAUUGGUGAAACAACUUUGGAAACUGGUGUUGUUUCUAGAUGACUCAAAAAUUGGAGAACUACUUAGGAAACCUUCUCGUUUGUUGUUUACUGCUGUGGAAGUAGGGAAUGUUGAGUUCAUAACUGUGCUGAUCAGAAUGUGUCCUGACCUCAUUUGGAAGGUUGAUGAUCAUAGUCAAAGCAUAUUUCAUAUUGCGGUUGUUCAUCGACAAGAAAGUAUUUUUACUCUCAUACAUGCCAUUGGUGCUCAUAAAGAUCUGAUAGCAGCUUAUAAAGAUGAAAACAACAAUAACAUGUUGCAUCUAGCUGGAAAGCUUGCGCUUCCUGAUCGACUCAAAAUAGAUUCUGGAGCAGCUUUGCAACUUCGACGAGAGUUGCAUUGGUUCAAGGAAGUUGAAAAGGUUGUCCAACCAUCUUAUAGAGAGUCCAAAAAUUCAGACGGGAAAACACCUCAUAUUUUGUUUUCGGAGGAACACAAGAAACUUUUGCGAGAGGGGGAAAAGUGGAUGAAAGACACAUCAUCUUCAUGUAUGCUUGUUGCAACGCUUAUUGCCACUGUGAUGUUUGCUACAGCCUUCACCGUGCCUGGUGGCAAUAACAAUCUUACAGGCAGGCCUCUUUUUCUACAUCAAGUAUCAUUUCUUGUUUUUGCAGUAUCAGAUGCUUUGGCGCUAUUCUGCUCUGCCACUGCAAUAUUAAUGUUCUUGUCGAUUCUCACUUCGCGUUAUGCAGAAGAAGAUUUCCUACAUUCAUUACCAAACAGAUUGAUAAUAGGGCUCGCAACCCUCUUUAUCUCUAUUGCCACCAUGAUGGCAGCAUUUGGAGCCACUCUUUUCAUUGCUCUUGGUGAUGACCUUUCGUCAGUAGCUAUUCCAAUUGCUUCAAUAGCUUGUGUUCCUGUCAUCUUGUUUGCCCUGCUUCAGUUCCCUCUUUUUUCUGAUACAAUCAGUCAUCUAUAUAAGUCUAGCAUUUUCUCUCGUCCUACCUAUCACUUCUUGCUUAAUCCAAAUAAUCUUUUGGGAAGUUAACAGUACGGUGGAUUCCAUAUUGUAACGCAUUCUAACAGAGCAUAUAAUAUAAGUUUGCAUGUUCUGCAUUUUGCGAUUGGAUUAUCUUUCUAUAUAUGCUGUCAAAAUUAUGUAGUAGUCUAUUCAAACUCUCUUUCUAGGCUCAAAGGAAUUAUUCAGUUGAAAUUCAUACUAUACCAUUUUCUUUGGCUUACACUAUGGUAUGGUCUAAAUUGGGGCUUUAUUGUAUAUUUGAGUAUCCAGUAGAAAUCUAAUAAAUG